UCUCAUUUUUUUUUGUUUAAUUUUUUUUUUUACUUCUAAUCAUUCAUACAAGACUUGAACAUGGGCUAGCUCAUCAAACAUCCUCCUCCUUAACUCUUAAUACUUCCUCCGCAGUCUCCUGCUCUCCGGUCGCUUCUCAUCGAUCGUCAAUCUGCUGAAUUCGACCCUGCUCCCGCUGGGUAAUGCCAUUGUAGAGGCCCUUAUAGUUUCGAAUAGGUACUGUGAUUCAUUCUGCGAUUCAACCUAGAACUGAACCAGAGUAUCAAGGAAUUAAUAUCAAUUUUGAUCGUAAAUGGCGAGUACGGCUUGUUUUAUGAUCGUUAGUCGAACUGACAUUCCUAUUUACGAAGCUGAAUUGGGUUCUGCGUUGAAAAAAGAAGAUGAUGCACAUCAACACCAGUUUAUACUACAUGCAGCAUUAGACAUAGUCCAGGACCUUGCAUGGACAACCAGUGCCAUGUUUCUCAAAUCGAUAGACCGAUUCAAUGAUCUAGUGGUUUUCGUAUAUGUUACUGCGGGUCAUACACGAUUCAUGCUUCUUCAUGACUCCCGUAAUGAGGAUGGUGUGAAAAGUUUCUUUCAGGAGGUGCAUGAGCUGUAUAUCAAGAUUCUGUUGAAUCCCCUGUAUCUACCUGGCUCUCGCAUUGCGUCAUCACAUUUUGAUACGAAAGUCCGAGCUCUAGCAAGAAAGUAUCUGUGAAGUGAUCGUGAAACCAAUAGGAGCUGAGGCUGCUAUUGAAUCAGAUUUGUAUCAUUUUGUCCUCUGUAGCUAUCUGGUUGACAUUUGAGUUGUGACCACUGCUGGAUUGGCAACAUAGUUUGAUAAGCUCAGGAGAAUAUGGUCUAGCAACUAGCAAACAAAACUGAUGUCGUUUCACAAAUUAUUGUAUGAGAUAGCCUUACCGUGAUACAUUCCCCAUACAUGAAUUGUAUAACCCAACUAAUAUUAUUAUUAUUAUUCAGACUCCUUGUUUCGAAGUUGUUUCACUGAUAAAUGGUCUCUUAUAAGAGUAAUUCAUGUCAUUUUCAGUUUUAACA
This is a messenger RNA of Amaranthus tricolor (Joseph's coat), 1038 nucleotides long. RefSeq lists its product as uncharacterized. Gene Ontology annotation, biological process: endoplasmic reticulum to Golgi vesicle-mediated transport. Lineage: Eukaryota; Viridiplantae; Streptophyta; Magnoliopsida; Caryophyllales; Amaranthaceae. The record is from RefSeq and is a predicted model, not a curated record. Gene Ontology annotation, cellular component: cytoplasm; TRAPP complex; nucleus. Bases 293 to 700 code for a protein of 135 amino acids. The transcript is spliced from 6 exons.